Phaethon lepturus (White-tailed tropicbird) is the source of this 776-nucleotide messenger RNA. Its product is annotated as motilin receptor-like. Gene Ontology annotation, biological process: G protein-coupled receptor signaling pathway. Gene Ontology annotation, molecular function: G protein-coupled peptide receptor activity. The record is from RefSeq and is a predicted model, not a curated record. NCBI's taxonomy places the organism in Eukaryota, Metazoa, Chordata, Aves, Phaethontiformes, Phaethontidae. Gene Ontology annotation, cellular component: plasma membrane.
AUGGUGGGCAAUGUUGUGAUGGUGCUGGUCAUCCACGGCUACUGUGACAUGAAGACCACCACCAACCUCUACCUGGGCAGCAUGGCUGUCUCAGACCAGCUCAUCCUCCUGGGGCUGCCCGACCUCUCCUGCCUGUGGUGCUCCUGCCCCUGGGUUGUCGGGCAGCUGCUGUGCUGCCUCUCCCACUACCCCAGCGAGAGCUGCACCUCCUGCACCAACCUCUACAUUGCCGCCCUCACCAUGGAGCGCUACCUCACCGUCUGCUUCCCCCUCAAGGCCAAGGUGGUCAUUGGCAUCCUCUGGGCCUUCGCCGUCCUUUCUGCUGGCCCCUUCUUCCUCAUCAGUGUGGAGCAGAACCGCACUGACUUCAGACGUGAGUGCAAGGCUGUUGAGUCAGACCUGCUGGCCACCAUGUUCUGGGUCACCAUCCUGCCCGUCAUCUGCCUCAACAUCCUCUAUGGCUUCAUUAUCCAGGGGCUGUGGCAGAGCAAUGCCUGCCUGCAGGGCCCCAACACGGUCCUCCGGGAAAAGGGGCACUGCCAGACUGUCAACAUCUUGGCUGUGGUGGUUCUGGCCUUUGUAAGUUGCUGGUUGCCUUCCCACAUUGGCAGAAUUGUAUUCAUAAACACCCAGGACACCAGGAUGAUGCUGUUCUCCCGGUUCUUUAACAUAUUCGUUCUGCCAUCCGUCAACCCCACCCUCUGCAACCUCAUUUCAAGGAAGUACAAGGCAACAGGCUGCAGUUGCCGCACAGAGCUGCAGAAUGGGCUUUCACG